This is a messenger RNA of Eucalyptus grandis, 1116 nucleotides long. RefSeq names its product endo-1,3;1,4-beta-D-glucanase. Lineage: Eukaryota; Viridiplantae; Streptophyta; Magnoliopsida; Myrtales; Myrtaceae. The record is from RefSeq and is a predicted model, not a curated record. Gene Ontology annotation, molecular function: hydrolase activity.
UAUCUUUGGAGAAUACCAUCAGAACCUGUAGUCAAAGCCCCCGCUUUCCUUAGAAUUCAGUGUCCGAGUGAGUGACGCAUGCCAUGAGGCCGCCAACGUCCCAUCUUUUCCUGCAGAACUUGGAUCUUUUUCCAACGUUCCCUUCAUAAAUCGUCUCAUUCUUUCACUCAUUCCUCGCUCUUGGUGCGUCCAGCGUUCGGCAGAUUUUUUGGUAAAAGAACAGGAAAAUGUUGAGCUCUCAGUGCUUUGAGAACCCACCGAACCUGAGCUCGACUUGUGGAGCAGGGCGUGUUGAAGAGCUCGCAGGCCUCAAGACCUACGUCACCGGCCCUUCUGAUUCCAAGCGUGCUCUUCUUUUCAUCCCUGAUGCUUUUGGGUAUGAGGCUCCUAAGCUGAGGAAACUUGCAGAUAAGGUUGCAUCAGCAGAAUUCUUCGUGGUUGUACCUGAUUUCUAUUAUGGAGAUCCCGUUAUUGAUGUCAAUGAUCCUAAUUUUAAUAUAGAAGUUUGGCUAAAAAAUCAUAGCCCGGAUAAAGGGUAUGAAGAUGCCAAGCCAGUGAUUGCCGCUCUUAAAAGUAAAGGUGUGUCUGCCAUUGGGGUUGCAGGAUUUUGUUGGGGAGGAAUGGUGCUAGUGAAAUUAGCAGGCACCGAAGACAUUCAAGCAGCAGUUAUUCUGCACCCUGGUCAUAUCACCGAAGAUGAAAUCAGAGCCGUCAAGAUUCCAACUGCUAUAUUGGGAGCCGAGAAUGACCACAUUUUCCCUGCAGACGAACUGAAAAAGUUAGAGAUCAUGUCGGCCAAAACUGAAUUCGAGAGUUAUGUCAAAAUAUUCCCUGGUGUUAGACAUGGAUGGAGUGUGAGGUAUAAUGACGAUGACGAGUCCGCCGUCAAGAGUGCCAAAGAGGCCCAAGAGGACAUGUUGAAUUGGUUCUUGAAGCAUGUCAAGUGAAAACUAAGGCAUUGAAGCAGAAUAUAGUGAGGAAUUUCAGGACUAGUCAUCUGUUUUGGAUUGUCAUCUAUAAUGUUCUGUUGUGACUUUAAUAAAUAAGACAUCGGUUUCGUCGAUCGAACUUUGCAGAUUGAGAGUGAAGUAUGUCAUGUAGAGUUGUAUCGUGCCA